GUAGUGGAAUGCCGCGCGACCUUCACGCCGACGACCGGUUCUGCAGCGCCUAUACGCUCUUAAGUGACGGAACCAUUGUUUAAUAAUUCGAAGAGAGUCGCCGCGUGCCCCCUGCCAGUAGGAAUUCAGGCGUGCCGGCGCCAGAAGCACGCAGCAGGCAGCAAGACGGAAAGAGAGAAAACGAUCGCACGGCCGUAUUGCGUGUCACCAACAAGCAGACGUGCUAUACAGCGUAUGAGCUGUUGUGCGUUAUCAAACACGAGCCGCACUACCAACAGAGCCACCUCAGACCGCGCGACACCAGGGUCGCAGGCUCACUGGCUGUCAAGGCACGCGCAAUUCCGUGUUACAGAUACCGACAUCAUUUAAGAAGUGCAUUGUUCGGAAACCUGAAGAGCCCGCACGUUGAGCGAUCUCGCUUGGAAUCUCUUAUCCGUCGCUCGCCGACGAACAGCUGCAGCUCAUUCGAUCGGGAGCCGUCCAUCACGUGGCACGUGUGAUGAAGGUACAGGCGGUCGGCCACCAGAGGUACACGUUGGGCGAAGGACCUCACUGGGACGAGCGCAGCGGUACGCUUCUCUUCGUCGAUGGCCAUGGCUGCCAGAUACUGCGCUAUGACCCAGAGUCCAGGACGGAGACAGAGGUCGUCCGUCUCGAGAACGAGAUCGGCAAUCUCAUUCCUUCCGCCGAAGACAACCGCAAGUUGGUCGUCUGCAUGGGUCGUGGUGUCUACAGACUGGACUUGGACACCAAGGAGAAGACGCUGCUGACCGAGAUGCUCGACAAGGAAUCGCCGGUGCCCACGCGCAUCAACGAUGGCAAGUGCGACGCUGCGGGGCGCCUCUGGGCUGGCUCGAUGCCGGUUAAAAUCGACCCUGUCGACAUUGAAAGCAUUGUGCGCGGAAAGAACAACUUCUGGUCCUUCUCCAAGGGGCAGCUCAAGCACAAACUCGACAAAGUAAACCUGUCCAACGGGAUCGCCUGGACGGCCGAUAACAGAACAAUGUUUUACAACGACAGCGUGCCCGGCACGACGUACGCCUUCGACUUCGACGUCGCUUCAGGAGACAUCAGUAACAAGCGCGUCCUUCUGGACUUCAAGGCGACUCCUGGAUUCGAGGAGCUGGGCCUUCCCGACGGCAUGACAAUUGACGUCAACGACAAGAUCUGGCUGGCGUGCUGCUUAUCCGGCUUGGUGUUGCAGGUCGACCCUGAGACAGCUAAAGUACUGACUAAGGUCAGCUUCCCGACAAAAUACACUACGUCGUGCUGCUUCGGGGGUCGGAACUACGAUACGCUCUACGUCACGUCCGGCAACUUCCCACCGGAUGCGACCCAACCCGAGGAUGGCCGGCUUUAUGAAGUCACUGAGCUCGGUGCCAAAGGAAAAGCAGCCUUCGAGUUCGCCGGCUAGCGGGAAUGGUCAACGGCGAUAUUCGCCUGGUCUAUAUGGCAGACGGCUGGCUGACCGCGAUACGUGAUGCAACGCCGACUUGCACAUGAUCGUAUAAACUGCGCAGCUCAACAUAUAAUAAACAAACAGUAAUAUAAUGACAUAAUAAAUGACUAAUGACAUAAUAAA
Messenger RNA from Dermacentor silvarum, 1582 nucleotides. Its product is annotated as regucalcin. Lineage: Eukaryota; Metazoa; Arthropoda; Arachnida; Ixodida; Ixodidae. Gene Ontology annotation, molecular function: gluconolactonase activity; calcium ion binding. Gene Ontology annotation, biological process: L-ascorbic acid biosynthetic process. The transcript has 6 exons. Bases 500 to 1414 code for a protein of 304 amino acids. The record is from RefSeq and is a predicted model, not a curated record.